Molecule: messenger RNA, 1436 nt
Organism: Guyanagaster necrorhizus
Lineage: Eukaryota; Fungi; Basidiomycota; Agaricomycetes; Agaricales; Physalacriaceae
Product: DUF298-domain-containing protein
Exons: 9
Coding region: 319-1368 (349 amino acids)
Biological process (GO): protein neddylation
Cellular component (GO): ubiquitin ligase complex
Molecular function (GO): ubiquitin conjugating enzyme binding; cullin family protein binding; ubiquitin-like protein binding
Source: RefSeq, a predicted model, not a curated record
CCAAGGACUGGCCUGGAAACAGGCUGUAAGGAAAUUUGACUACGGAAGGCCGUACAGAACAAACGUCGGCGAUUAAAUAAAAGCCAGACCUCGUGUUCACCAGGCGGGGUAAGGCGUUUCCCCGACGUGUCGGAAGUCCAUAAAGCUCCAUAGAGAUGCCAUAGCCAGGUCCAGAUUUAAUUCGAUGAUGGUGCUAUGAACCUCAGGCACUCUUUCAUAGAGCCAUAUGAGCAAUAGAGCAGGCCCCCCCCCCAUCCUCUGCUAGCGUGAUGAACCGUUCCGCCACUCGUAACGAAAGAAAUUGGUCCAGGUGCUCCAAUGGCGAAAAGAUGGAUCCGGGAAUCAAGACUCGUCGAUCAAACUGGCCGGUUAACUCGGACCGCUUUGCCGUGUCACAUCUUUGUCACGCUGUCACUUAUGCAAACGAAUCAGAUUACCCCCAGCACGCCUUUCUCGUCCAUCGUUGCCGUCGUCGCCCUUCUCUUUGCCUUGAUCUUGUACUAUACACGUAGGAUGAAAAGUACCAGAUUUACAAAGAAGAUGUCAGACGAAACAACUGCUCAAUUUUGCAGUGUUACGGGAGCAUCAGCCAAAGAUGCCAAGAAAUACCUAGACAGAUACAGGCGUCUCGACGCAGCUUUGGAUGCGUAUUUUAGUGAUCCUAUCUCGCAUCGUGCCAGCGGAGUGCCAACCACGGCAACGAUUACGAGUAAAUUAAAUGCCUUGUUCGACAAGUACAAAGAUCCCGACAGCGAUGAGAUAACAAUUGACGGGACGAUUAAAUUCUGCGAAGACCUCGUUGUCAAGCUGGAUGACGUUGUGCUGCUUUCCGUAGCGUAUGAGCUGAAGUCAAAAAGGUUGGGCGAAUGGGGGAGACCAGGCUGGUUGGAAGGAUGGAAGAACCUUGGAUGCGAUAAUAUACCAGACAUGAAGGCAUCGCUACCGAGGCUCAGCCACAAACUCUCUUCCGACCCGGAUUAUUUUCGCAAAGUCUACAGUCACACGUUUGAUUUCGGAAAGUCAGAGGGUCAGAGGAGUCUAGCUAUGGAUAGUGCACAAGCGUUCUGGGCUCUGCUCCUACCCCAUGGCUUGAAGGGUGGCGCAUUAUCCCAUACGACAUCUACUGAUGAAGACGACCUUGAUAUGGGUGCGGAAGAGCAAGGAUGGAAUGACCAAUAUACCCAAUGGUGGUUUGAAUAUCUAGAAGCGAAAGGUGGCAAAGGUGUCAGCAAGGACACUUGGUCUAUGUUCUUGGACUUUGUACGGAGCAUCGAUGCCGAGUUUAAAAACUACGAUGCGGAGGCAUGGCCGUCCACCAUUGACGAUUUCGUAGAGUGUGCGCGGGAGCGCUUAAAAUCAAGUGCUUGAUGAUCAAAUGUUGGAAUAUCACGUCCAUUGUCGGGUGUAGGUAUGGCUUCUCCAAGACUUUGUUUACG